GAAAAAAGUCAAAAUUGGCCUCGAAACCAACAAGAUUUUCAUUUCAUAUUAGAAUACUAGAGUAUACGUUACAAGCUCGAACUAUAUUUCAGUGCAUGCAACCGAUACUUACUUUCUUUCACCUUACGUUUCUCUCGAACUUACUUUUAAGAUAUUAUAAUCUCUACGGGAACUUUUUCAUCAUUAUCCUUAUCAGACUCCAAUGGCCAAACUUUAUGUCUUUAAAUUAAAAGGGGAAGAAGGCAAGUUUCUUGAAAAGUUAAAAAGAAAUUUAAAUUGAAUUUACAAACAUUGAACAUUUCCCAAUUUAAAGGAAAAUUUUCAAUUAUAAAAAUUUGGAAAUUAAAAACAAUUCGUCUCUGUUUUGUUGUUUAAUUCUGUUUCUCACUGUUUUUCAUGCUCAAAUCAGGGUUUUCCCUUUCAAUUUCUCUGAACCCAUUAUACAUAUUCUCAGAAUCUUCUUCUCCCUCCAUCAUUUUCCUCUCAUUCUCCCUCUCUUCCCUCUCUUUCUCUCUCUAACUUUGUGCUUUCUUCUGUUUCUUUGGAUACCCACCUAUUGCAAGUUGAACCCGAGCCACCCAACUCCUCACAGCUUUUUCUUUUGGUAUUUUAUCGUCAUGUGUGUGACGGAUUCCGAGCCGGUUGGGGCUGAGAGGGCGCCUUCUGGGAGUACUAAUACCAAGCCAUGGCGCAUGCAUUGUGAGUUUUUGGAGACCCAGAUGGGGAAUCCUGAUCAGGAGCUUGAUCUUGGUGGAACCAGCGACCUAACCCGUUCUGGGAAUUCUUUUCCUCUCGAGAGCAUUUCCGAGGACGCUGCAGUGGUAGACAGGAAAGAGAGCCCAUCUACUUUUGUUCCUGCGCUUAGAUCGGGAGAAUGGUCCGAUAUCGGAAAGCGUCCGUAUAUGGAGGACACUCAUGUAUGCAUUCAGGACAUGGGUAAGAAGUUCGGGUGUAGCUUUGUCAACGAGGAAGCGGUCUCCUUCUAUGGUGUAUUCGAUGGUCACGGAGGAAAAGGCGCUGCACAAUUCGUUCGUGACCACUUACCAAGAGUCAUCAUCGAAGAUUCCGACUUUCCUUUAGCGCUUGAAAAAGUGGUCACGAGGUCGUUUAUGGAGACCGAUGCAGCUUUCGCUAGAUCUUGCACUCUCGAAACAUCUCUAUCUUCAGGCACAACUGCACUGACUGCAAUGAUAUUCGGAAGAUCUUUGCUUGUAGCAAACGCUGGCGAUUGCCGAGCAGUGUUAUCAAGACAAGGGUGUGCAAUAGAAAUGUCUAAAGACCACAGACCAUGCUGCACAAAAGAACGCAAGAGAAUCGAGGCCUUGGGCGGAUUCAUCGACGACGAUUACCUAAACGGACUACUUGGGGUCACUCGUGCGUUAGGAGACUGGCAUCUUGAAGGAAUGAAGGAAAUGAGCGAGAGAGGUGGACCGUUAAGCGCCGAACCCGAACUUAAACUAAUAACAUUGACGAAGGAGGAGGAGUUUUUGAUCAUAGGGAGCGAUGGAAUAUGGGACGUGUUCACAAGUCAAAACGCUAUCGACUUUGCUCGUCGGAGGCUCCAAGAACACAACGACGUGAAGCUUUGCUGCAAGGAAAUAGUAGAAGAAGCCAUAAAGAGAGGAGCCACGGACAACUUAACAGUGGUGUUGGUUAGCUUUCAUUUGGAGCCACCUGAGCCUGUGGUGUUUCAGAGGCCAAGAUUUAGACGAAGCAUUUCAGCUGAAGGGCUUCAGAACCUGAAAUUUCUGCUAGAAGGAUAGAAUUUGGCCAAGGUUCGAUACCAAACCAAUGUAUUUUGAGCUCUUUUUUCCUGUGGAAUUUUAUAUGGAAUAGAAAGGCAAUUAGAAGCUUAAACACAAAAUAUUUGGAAUUGUAUAAUUAUACUUCCUUUUAUUUCAUUCUCUUUGCUUAAUAAUAAUGCAAAAUUUAUCCCAAAUUCGA
Cucurbita maxima (winter squash) is the source of this 1944-nucleotide messenger RNA. RefSeq names its product probable protein phosphatase 2C 27. Gene Ontology annotation, molecular function: cation binding; protein serine/threonine phosphatase activity. Bases 618 to 1763 code for a protein of 381 amino acids. Lineage: Eukaryota; Viridiplantae; Streptophyta; Magnoliopsida; Cucurbitales; Cucurbitaceae. The record is from RefSeq and is a predicted model, not a curated record. The transcript has 4 exons. Gene Ontology annotation, biological process: protein dephosphorylation.